CUCUAACUUUAAUCAUUUCAUUUCUGUGCCGAGGCUAGCGACCAAGCAACAGUCUCGCUAGUUGCCUUUGUAUUGUAUACGUUUACACGUACCUAGUAAAAACAUGCAACGCUGAAAUCGUGACUAGUAGUGAAGGCAGAACUAGCCCACAUUACGUAGUCUUGGUCAGUUUCGUGAAGUUUUUUAAAGAGAUUAUGUUAUGUUAGCCUAGCGUCAGCUAACAUCUGCGUGUGAGUGUGCGCAGUUAGCUUCUAGCCCAAACUACCUAAACAAGGAUCAUCCCAUUUCCAGCUUACAGCCCGGUUCGGUCCGGUGGGUUAUACAUCUGGGGGGAGUGGACAUCACGUCUACAAAGUCAAAUGUAGAGAGUUGAGUUUAUAAAACGGCACACAAUGGAAUUGGACAACAACUCAGAGGUUGACUCAGUUGGCCCACCAGAAGAUGACACGCAACCAGCAUUUCCUCUUGGACUAUCGGACUCCGAAGCAAUGGAAGUGUUGUGGCAGGUUCGUGCUCAAAGGCGGCAGUCAAAUCCCGAUUUGCCGGAGACUGUCACACGUCUUGUCACACCUGAGGGCAGUAUUGUUUACCUGGUUGGCACCGCUCACUUUAGUGAUAGCAGCAAGAAGGAUGUAGCCACUGCAAUCCAAGCAGUCCAGCCUGAUGUGGUGGUUGUAGAGCUAUGUCAGUACAGAGUUUCCAUGCUAAAGAUGGAUGAGAAAACGCUGCUAAAGGAGGCUAAAGACAUUAACCUGGAGAAGGUCCAGCAGGCCAUUAAACAGAAUGGAGUGAUGUCCGGCCUCAUGCAGAUACUGCUGCUCAAAGUCUCUGCUCACAUUACGGAGCAGCUGGGUAUGGCCCCGGGAGGAGAGUUUAGAGAAGCCUUUAAAGAGGCAGGAAAAGUGCCCUUCUGUAAGUUUCACCUUGGGGAUCGGCCCAUUCCGGUCACAUUUAAACGUGCAAUAGCUGCUCUGAGUCUGUGGCAGAAGGCUCGUCUGGCUUGGGGCCUGUGCUUCCUCUCUGACCCCAUCAGUAAAGAGGAUGUAGAGAAGUGCAAACAGAAGGAUCUCCUCGAGCAGACCAUGUCGGAAAUGAUCGGCGAGUUUCCAGCCCUCCAUCGCACUAUCGUAGCUGAACGAGACAUCUACCUCACACACACACUUAGACAGGCUGCUCGUUGCGUGGAGGCGCCCCCUAAUGCUCAGAAAGUGCCUGCUGUAGUGGUCGGAGUGGUUGGGAUGGGUCAUGUUCCAGGCAUUGAAAAAAACUGGGACAAAGAACUCAACAUUCAUGAGAUCAUGAGCGUGGCUCCUCCCUCCCGUUUCGGCUGGGUGUUUCGAAAGGUGUUGAAGGGAACCAUGUGGGGCCUUCUGGGUUACGCCUGCUUCCGUGCCAGCAAGGGCAUGGGCAGGGCAUUACUGUCAUUUCCCACAGUUCAGUCAUGGCUUAAAAAUAUACGAGUGCCUGCCGUUUGACCAUUAGUUUAUCGCCAAAGACUUUUCAACAGUGAGAUCAGGAUCUCACACUGAACACCAACAGCCUUAAGUAGAGGAUGUAGAGGGAAAGAUUAUGAGCAAUCAUGGCCUCGAUCCCAUAUGACGCGUACUGAGUUGUAUGGGUGGAAGCCUUUGACCAGACCUCUAUUAACCCUCUGCCCAUCUCCUUUGUGAACCUGUGGAUGCAGAGUUGUACUGCCAAAGAUAUCGGACCGUGCUUUUCUUUUCUCUUUUCCUCAGUUUUAAAGUAAGAUACUCCGUGCCAUUAGUUGAAGCGGCAUUGCCCUCCCCUUCAAAUGAUAUCACCUAACUUGAAUUGAAUGAAGUUUUAUUUUCCUGUCAUUAUGUGGUCUGGUUAACUUGUAGGAUGGAGUUUAGCAGUACAGUAUUACUAUUCACUGUAAGUCCACUUUUAAAUAUGUGAUAUACUCUGGCAACAACCUGUGGUUUAUUACGGAUAAAUACUGUAGAUAAAGGCACCUCUUAUUCAAGAGGCUAAAGUGAAUGCAGCAGUGUCCCGGAUACAACCAAUUUGUAAAACAUGCACUGUGUUGGAAGUGCCAUAAGAGCGUUUAUAAAGAGUAAUAUGAAUCAGAUAGGGACCAGGUUAAGAUCUAACUGAUAUGUUGCAUGUGUUCAAUGUGUUUAUCCAAGAAAUGAGAAGGAAAAGGCAUCUUUCUGCAUGAUUUCAUGUGGAGAUUACUCAAAAGGUAUUCAGCACCCUGAUAGAUAAUGUCAAAGUACUGCCAUCUAUGGUGCAGUAAAAUAACAGAUUGUUGCAAACUAAAAGAAAAGUCAUUUAAAAUAAUUGAGUGAAAAUUAUUUAAUUACCCCAUAGUACAGUUCCCCAAAUUUUAAGGUUUGUUACAAAUGCUGCUGUCUUCCAGUAAAUGAAAACACUUAGUAAGGUGUCUUAACUGUGUCUUCCUUUCAACUUUAUGCAGUGCUACUGUUGAACUGAAUUACAUAAGACAUUACUGAUCAUUAUUGAAGUUUUACAAUGUCCUUUGUUUCUAACCUCUCAUUUUUAAACAUUGUGUACUUUUUGGAAAAGAGAAUAAAUGGUCCUACUUUA
Molecule: messenger RNA, 2571 nt
Organism: Paramisgurnus dabryanus
Lineage: Eukaryota; Metazoa; Chordata; Actinopteri; Cypriniformes; Cobitidae
Source: RefSeq, a predicted model, not a curated record